Messenger RNA from Symbiodinium necroappetens, 846 nucleotides. The record is from the annotation of a GenBank genome assembly. Lineage: Eukaryota; Dinophyceae; Suessiales; Symbiodiniaceae.
AUGCACAAUCUACGGACAGGCACGGCGCCAGAACUUGGUCUGCCGGAAGACCGGUUCGAAGCUGCCGAGCCUCUAUGGUGGUUCCAUUGUCCGAAAUGUGGCACUUCUUUCAUCAACGCCUUGAUCAACUUGCCCGGUGUUUGUCCAGGAUUGGCACUGCACAGUGUCGAUAGCACAACUCUGGGCCCCUGUUUCGGUGUGAAUUUCACCACCAACGUGUGUCCAUCGUGGUGUCCGGGCAUGGAGUGUGUAUUUCCUCCACACCAGGCCCUCGGCAACUACACGGCCAAAAAAGGUAGAUUGGUGGGGUUGUUCCGUGACCCCGAUCAGCGACUGCUCUCAUUGUACCAUUCUUGGGGCAAUGGGCCUGGUUGUUUUGACUGGGCUGCCACUUUGAAGAACAUGACAAAGCCACCUUUCGUGGAGUAUGCAGACCUAAUGAAGGGGGGUAUGACGUACCAGCUAACGCAAGUGGACCAGCGAUCGACGACAGGAACUAUUCUCGACGUGCACCGGCCCAUGUCCUUCGAUGAUGCAAAAGAAGCGUCCCGACGAGUGAAGGAGGGCUUCGCUUUUGUUGGCCUUACGGAGGAAUGGGACAUGUCCAUCUGCCUUUUCCACAAGAUGUUUGGGGGACAUUGUCGUGCAGAAGAAUUUAUGGACAUUCGGCCAACGAGUUCAGCCAAGGAUGCUUCUGUGGACUAUGACACAUCUGAGCUCAUGGGGUUCCAUGAUGAUAUUGAUGAAGUUGUGUAUUCUGCAGCUUUGGAGGUGUUCAAGACAAACAUCGCCUUGUACAACGUGUCACAAGAUUCGUGUCGGUCCUGCUUUUCUGUCCGCUCCUAA